ACUCUGUAUCAAUGAACGGAGGAGUUGUCAAAAAUUUUCACAAAACGAAAAACUAGUGGAAAGAGGAUUACGAUAAACUAAAGAUUUUUCAUAUGAAAGGCUAAUAUUAGUAUACUAAAUUUAAAUCGAAUAUUUAUUUAGAUUAAAUUAACUUGUAUUAUCAAAAUAUUGAAAUUAUAAUAGCGGUAAUAUAAAAGGAAGAGUCUGAAGAAACAUGAAGAUGGCGGACAGCACGACGAUUCUGCGAAGAAACAGACCAGGAACUAAAGCGAAGGAUUUCUCUCGCUGGGCAGAUGAACCACUUGAAGAAAUGGACAGCACUUUGGCUGUACAGCAGUACAUUCAGCAACUGAUCAAACGUGAUCCAUCAAAUGUUGAAUUAAUUUUGACAAUGCCAGAAGCCCAAGACGAAGGGGUUUGGAAAUACGAACAUCUCAGACAAUUUUGUAUGGAACUAAAUGGACUUGCUGUUCGUUUACAAAAACAAUGUUCACCUACAACAUGUACACAAAUGACAGCCACCGAUCAAUGGAUAUUCCUAUGUGCUGCACAUAAAACCCCAAAAGAAUGUCCCGCCAUUGAUUAUACACGACAUACAUUGGACGGUGCAGCAUGCCUCUUGAAUAGUAAUAAAUACUUCCCAAGCAGUAUUUUUACACUUUUCGCUAGGGUUUCAAUCAAGGAGUCAUCAGUGACCAAGUUAGGUUCGGUGUGUCGUCGUGUUUACCGAAUAUUUUCUCAUGCGUAUUUCCAUCACCGGCGAAUAUUUGAUGAAUUUGAGGCCGAAACAUAUUUAUGUCAUCGUUUCACUCAUUUUGUUACAAAGUAUAACCUCAUGUCCAAGGAGAAUCUCAUUGUUCCAAUUAACGAAGAGGAAAAUUCAACACCUGGUGAGAGUGAUGCUUAGAGCUUUUAUAUUCGGAGCUUGGAAAAUUGUGUGUAAAUAUGAAUGCAGCAAUAUCCAACACAAUAGAGUGCGAAGUCAGAACAAAUACGUAUGGGAAAGACACAUACAACAGUAACAACAAAACAAUAAUAACUAGAAAAAUCAUAAAUAGAAAGCAAAUCAUUAAAACAUUAUAAUCAUAUUAAAAUAAUUAUGAAAUUUAUUAAUGAAAAGGAAGUUUGAAAAACUAUGUAUUAAAAUAUUGUAAAAGAACGGAAAUCAAAGCAAUUUUUUUUUGCAAAUUCGGAAUGGGAAUGCAUAAUAAGAAAGAAUAUCCAAGAUAAAGUGAAUUAUGAAAGAGCUAUACGUGCGAGAAAUCCCAUUGUAGGGAUUGCCGCAACGUUACAAAUUUACGUUCUAUAAUCUAAAUAUUAUUUGGAAGCAAAAUAAAACAUUCAAUAAAUUCUCGAAAUAGCACACAUG
This is a messenger RNA of Zeugodacus cucurbitae (melon fly), 1369 nucleotides long. RefSeq names its product MOB kinase activator-like 4 (gene Mob4). The transcript has 5 exons. Gene Ontology annotation, cellular component: cytoplasm. Lineage: Eukaryota; Metazoa; Arthropoda; Insecta; Diptera; Tephritidae. The record is from RefSeq and is a predicted model, not a curated record. Bases 215 to 907 code for a protein of 230 amino acids.